Messenger RNA from Melanaphis sacchari, 1485 nucleotides. Its product is annotated as facilitated trehalose transporter Tret1-like. The transcript is spliced from 6 exons. Gene Ontology annotation, cellular component: membrane. Gene Ontology annotation, molecular function: transmembrane transporter activity. The record is from RefSeq and is a predicted model, not a curated record. The coding region runs from base 57 to 1481 and encodes 474 amino acids. Lineage: Eukaryota; Metazoa; Arthropoda; Insecta; Hemiptera; Aphididae. Gene Ontology annotation, biological process: transmembrane transport.
UUUUAAUUCAUAUAAAUAUAUUAAUAUACAUCAUUAUAUUAUUAACCUAACCAUCAAUGUCCAAUAAAAUUGAUAUCGGCGAGGAAAAACCUGCCAAAAACUAUGGCUCGAUGGCAACAUUAGCACAAAUGUGCGCCACCAUAGCACAGAGUUUUUUAUUAGUGGGAUUAGGUAUGGAAUUAACAAUGUCAACGAUUGUAAUUCAAGAUUUGUACAAUAAUCCAAAAAGUGAUUUUUCGUUGACAACGUCUCAAAUGUCGUGGUAUGGAAGUGUAUUAUUUAUAUUUCACCCAACCGGAAGUUUUCUAUCGGGAUUCCUGCAGGACAAGUUUGGAAGGAAAAGAUGUAUGAUAGUAGCCAACAUUCCCAGUAUUUUCGGAUGGAUAAUGUUAUACUUCACACACUCCGCAUUUUCACUGUACGCGUCAACUAUUAUGAUGGGCUUGAGCAUAGGAUUCAGCGAAGCCCCAAUACUGUCGUACGUCGGAGAAAUAACCGAACCUAGACUUAGGGGAAUGAUGGCUUCGUUGACGUCUGCAGCAGGCAUGAUAGGAAUGUUUUUGAUUUACCUUUUAGGAUAUUUUUUUGAAUGGAGAAUUGUCGCAUUACUGAGUACACUUUGUCCGAUCACGUGCAUAUUCCUUAUCUUAUUGAUUCCGGAAUCUCCUAUAUGGUUGAUCGCCAAUGGGAAAUACGAAAAGGCUAAAGAAGCUCUGUGUUGGUUAAGAGGAUGGGUGGAUCCCGAAAUGGUCAACAUCGAACACCUCGAGUUAAUUCAAUAUAAUCAAAUGUCUGGAGUUCGAAAUGGCGAAAAUAAUAUUAAAAAGAGUCUAUUUUCAAAAAUAGCCCAACACAAAGAUCCUUCUGUUUACAAACCGUUAGGACUAGUGAUGGUUAUUUUUUUUAUUUCCUACGUAGUUUGUUUGUUACCUUGCAAACCAUAUUUUACUCAAAUAAUGAAUGAAGUUGGUUUAUCAGCUGAACAAAGUUUAUUGUUGGUUUUUUUUGCCAUUCUACAAAUCUUUGGAUGCAUAGUACUAAGUUUGUCUAUCAAUCACAUGGGAAAAAGAUUUUUAACUCUAGCGUCAGUUUUUAUUAACUCUAUUUUGCUAAUUUCAUUUGGUCUAUACAUCAUAGCAACGAAUAACAAUUACAUCAAAUCAAUUCCUUGGUUUCCCAUAAUGGUGUUAAGCGGCAUUUCCUUGUUCGGAACCUCUAUCAAUACUUUGCCUUGGAUGUUAAUUAGCGAAAUUUUUCCUAACAAAAGUCGAGGAGUCGCCGCUGGAACAUGUGCAGCUUUAUCGUAUUUACUAAUGUUUAUACUAACAAAAUCAUAUUUAACAAUUCAAAUUUGGUUAACCUUAGAGUAUACUAUGCUUCUAUUUGGUGGUAUUGGAUUUUUUGGAUUAGUCUACAUAUAUUUAUAUUUGCCGGAAACUGAAAAUAAAACGCUAUUAGAAAUUGAAGAACAUUUCAAAUAAAAUG